This is a messenger RNA of Tripterygium wilfordii, 1080 nucleotides long. RefSeq lists its product as uncharacterized. NCBI's taxonomy places the organism in Eukaryota, Viridiplantae, Streptophyta, Magnoliopsida, Celastrales, Celastraceae. The transcript is spliced from 6 exons. The record is from RefSeq and is a predicted model, not a curated record. Bases 1 to 954 code for a protein of 317 amino acids.
AUGCAGAUUUUUCAGUGGCUUUUGAAGUUGACCCCGGAACAUCAAAGGGAGGCCAAAAAUACUGUCACUGAUCAAGAAGCGAGGCCCAAAGACCUAGUUUUGUUCGAGAAUCGAAAAUCGAAGAGAAUUCGUGGGAGUAGCAUUGACUGUGGUUGUAAGAAUUUCAAUUUGUUUACAGUUUUAUGCAGAAAAGAUGUUGCAGAAGCUAGUUUCUAUAGCACACUCGACUUAAGAAGAGUUGGAAGCUUUAAUAGAAGGCAGUCUCAGAGAGUGCUUAUGAAAAUGAAGAAAGAAGAGAAUAAUAUUGCUCGCGGGCUCGAUUCGACAACUGCUGCUCAUGGUGGAAAUAAAGUUUUGCCUAUCAGUGAUACCACAUUACCAUCAAAUGGAACUAUGGAAAAGAGAGAGAAGGUUAAAGGUGAUAAAAGCAAAGCCAUGUCAAGAAUGAAAGAGCUACUGAGAUGGGCUGCUGCUGCAAAAUCAGACAAAGCUGGAAAAUUCAUCGGUCGAAAGGUUUUACACUUCCGCAACCGUGCAACUUUAAAAGCAGUACCUGAUGAUGAUCAACUUAGCAAUGACUCUCCAAAGAUCAGCUUCAGAUGGGAAGUUGAAAGUUGCUCCACAACCUCCUCUGCCAUCUCAGCAAUUUCAAUGGCUGCUGCUGCAAAAUCAGACAAAGCUGGAAAAUUCAUCGGUCGAAAGGUUUUACACUUCCGCAACCGUGCAACUUUAAAAGCAGUACCUGAUGAUGAUCAACUUAGCAAUGACUCUCCAAAGAUCAGCUUCAGAUGGGAAGUUGAAAGUUGCUCCACAACCUCCUCUGCCAUCUCAGCAAUUUCAAUGGCUUCUUCAGCAAGGAAUGAUCAAGCAAUGUCACUGAAUUCCACUCCUAUGCAUGAUAGGAAAGCAAACUGGAUCACUACAGACUCUGAAUUUGUGGUGCUAGAGCUGUGAAUCAUAAACGAGACUAAUAACAUGGUGAUCUUCGACGGCCAAAUCAUGGUUUUAGGCAUUCUUGUACUAGCUAGAGAUGUUACAAGAUCUAUAAUUUUUCUCUUGAUUAAUUUGGAGAUUUAUAUG